Molecule: messenger RNA, 2101 nt
Organism: Tachyglossus aculeatus (Australian echidna)
Lineage: Eukaryota; Metazoa; Chordata; Mammalia; Monotremata; Tachyglossidae
Gene: NOL3
Product: nucleolar protein 3
Exons: 15
Coding region: 28-1719 (563 amino acids)
Biological process (GO): regulation of DNA-templated transcription; regulation of apoptotic process
Molecular function (GO): sequence-specific DNA binding; DNA-binding transcription factor activity
Source: RefSeq, a predicted model, not a curated record
AAGAACAGCUUCAUCAAGCGAUUCAAGAUGAACGGGCAGUUAAAAUCCAAGGGGGCUGUGGAACCCCAAGGAAGCAGCUCCAGCCCUUUGCCUGCCUUCCUAAUGAAGCUGUGGACCAUGGUGGAAGAUGAGGACAGCAACCACAUCAUUUUCUGGGGUGCGGGUGGCUCCAGUUUCAUUGUGUCAGAUCAGGCACUGUUUGCCAAGGAGGUGCUGCCCAAGUACUUCAAACAUAACAACAUGGCCAGCUUUGUGCGUCAACUGAACAUGUAUGGCUUUCGGAAGGUGGUGAACCUCGAGCACGGCGGGUUGAUGAGUCUGAAUCAUGACUUCAUCGAGUUUCAGCACUCUUAUUUCCUGCGGGGACAAGAGCACCUCCUAGAUUUCAUCAAGCGCAAGACUCAGGCCCCGGCGUCAAAGAACGAGGAGCCACGGCUGCAGCAGAUGGGUAUUAACCAGCUGCUGAAUGAGAUGCGGAUGCUGCAUGGGUAUUUUAGCUUGUCCAAGAGCCAGCUUAAAGCCCUAAAAGAGCAGGUAGAAUGCCUGUGGCGGGAGAUCCUACUUCUCAGGCAGAACUGCACUCAGCAGAAGGAGUUCAUCAGAAAGCUGAUCCUGUUUGUAUUUGAACUGAUCCAACCCAAGAAGACCCAGAACGAGCCCAGUGGGGUCAAAAGAAAGCUGUCCUUGGAGGUGGGCACGAGCAACUCAUACUAUGAUGAAGCUGGGGCUAGCCAGCCCCCAGCUGAGGAGCAUCACCCUGGCCCUUCUUACUUCACCCAGUCGCCAUCCGCAGAGCCCAUCCCUGGCCCCAGCAGCCAAGAGCAGAAGUUGGAACCGUUCAUCACAGAUGUGACUGAGGCUUCAUUUCUGCCUUCCCUGUUCACGCUGCCUCCGGCCCAGAAUGAGAAAGGAGAGUACCAGGAGGUCCUGGAAGGUUUGGACCUGAACCUGGAUGGCUUGCAGCAGUUGAUGAGAAGCCAGCUCUUCAGCAGCCUCUUCACAGAAAGUGAGCUGAACUUAAUGAUGGACAUCAGCAUGCCCUCGGACCAGGUGCACACUGAGAAUACGGAAGGAGAUGUAGCUGGCACGGAGCCCCCCUCGUUCAGUUCAGGAAGGCAACCGGGGAGCAUGGGCAACGCCAAUGAGAAGCCAUCGGAAACUAUUCAGCGGGAGCGGAAGCGACUGGUGCAGACGCUUCAGGAGGACUCGGGGCUGCUGCUGGAUGGGCUGCUGGCCCGGGGUGUGCUGAUCGAGCCUGAGUACGAGGUCUUGGAUGCCAUUCCUGACCCUGAGCGCAGAGUCCGCCGCCUGCUGCUCUUGGUGCAGCAGAAGGGGGAGUUUGCCUGCCGGGAGUUGCUGGAGUGUGCGGCUCAGAAACAGCCUGACCCCUACUGGGAUUGGCAGCAAACGGGGCAUGGAUAUGGCAACCCGGACAGAAGAUGGGACUCCCCAAGCGUGGAAGACAGGAGGGUGGACGUGCCUAUGUUCCCGGAGGAUCAAGGGGCAGAGAUGCUGACGCCCACCAAGAUUUUGGAGGAAACCGAGAUUGAGGAGCCCCUCCAAUCAAGAUUCCUGGAGGAUAUGGAAAAAGUGGAUGAAGACUUGCCUGAAAUCUUAGAGGAGGAGAUCAAGCCCGAGGACCCAGAGGUAGAGGGAAGCCUGGAUCUAGAGGUCGACUUUGAAGAAGCUGAAGAAGGAGGAGAAGAAGAAGAUUCCUAAUUAAGUUGCCAGAACAAGACUUCCUAAGGAUCCUGCCCCUCUCUCAGAGGAGUGAAGUAUUUUUUGGUUGUAUAUCCCCAAACCCUUUUCUGCCUGGCCAUAGAGUCCCUGCCUAGGGCACUUAGUUCAUGAGUUCUCUCCAAAGGUAUGAUAAUGCGCUUCAGCUUCCCAAGCGCUUUCAGGUACCUGAUUUGGGCCUCAAAUUAUCUCAAGUAACGUCCUGAUGAGGCUCCUUUCCUGAGCCCCAGUUUCCCCCUCCCUGUGGAAUGAAUACCAAGAAAUUGGUGGUGGGAGAGAGGUAGUGUGCCAGAGGCCACUGCUCUAAUUUUUGACCAUUUGACCGAUUGCUCAACUGUCUGACAUGAAUAAACUUCAGUCGUUA